Molecule: messenger RNA, 3819 nt
Organism: Chiroxiphia lanceolata (lance-tailed manakin)
Lineage: Eukaryota; Metazoa; Chordata; Aves; Passeriformes; Pipridae
Gene: FURIN
Product: furin, paired basic amino acid cleaving enzyme
Biological process (GO): peptide hormone processing
Cellular component (GO): Golgi membrane; trans-Golgi network
Molecular function (GO): serine-type endopeptidase activity
Source: RefSeq, a predicted model, not a curated record
CGCGGCGCCGCCGACAGACGGGCCCGGCCGCCGGCGGGACGAGACGGAGCGAAGCGGGCAGGCCGCGCGAUCGUGCUGCUGUCCCAGACGGCCUGUUCCCGUGCUGUUGUGGGCUCAGCCCCAUGAGGGCUUGGGCUGAGUGGGAACCAGCAGGGCAUAGAGGCCGGCACGCCUCAGAGUGCUGACGCUGGGAAGCCACUGGACCUGCUGCUCCUGGGACCCUCCUGCUCCCCAGCUCAAGGAACCCCGAUUCUCUGAUGGAUCUGAGGCCCUGCUCGCUGCUGCUGCUCUGGACUCUGGUGGUUGCCCUUGCUCUCCUGGCUCAGGAGGUGCUGGCCCAUCAUAUUUACACCAACACCUGGGCUGUGCUUGUCCCUGCGGGGCCCCAGGAGGCUGACAGGCUGGCCAGGAAGCAUGGAUUCCUUAACCUGGGCCCGAUCUUUGGCGACUAUUACCACUUUCGGCACCGUGGUGUGGUGAAGCGUUCCCUCUCACCCCACCAGCCCUGGCACAGCCGCUUGGCCAGGGAACCACAGGUGCAGUGGCUGGAGCAGCAGGUGGCAAAGCGCAGGACCAAGCGAGACGUUUUCAUGGAGCCCACGGACCCCAAGUUCCCACAGCAGUGGUACCUGUACAACACGAACCAGCGGGACCUGAAUGUCUCAGGCCUGGAGCAGGGAUACACAGGCAAGGGCAUUGUGGUGUCCAUCCUGGAUGAUGGCAUUGAGAAGAACCACCCUGACCUGGAGGCCAACUAUGACCCAGGGGCGAGUUUUGACGUCAAUGACCAGGACCCAGACCCGCAGCCCCGCUACACGCAGAUGAACGACAACAGACACGGCACACGCUGCGCCGGGGAAGUGGCUGCUGUGGCAAACAACGGGAUCUGCGGUGUUGGUGUGGCCUACAAUGCCAGGAUCGGAGGUGGGGCGGUGCGCAUGCUGGAUGGGGAGGUGACUGAUGCUGUGGAGGCCCAUUCCCUGGGCCUCAACCACCACAUCCACAUCUACAGUGCCAGCUGGGGCCCUGAGGAUGAUGGCAAGACUGUGGAUGGCCCGGCCCGGCUGGCAGAGGAGGCUUUCUUCCGUGGGGUCAGCCAGGGCCGAGGGGGGCUGGGCUCCAUCUUCGUCUGGGCAUCCGGGAACGGGGGCCGUGAGCACGACAGCUGCAACUGUGACGGUUACACCAACAGCAUCUACACACUGUCCAUCAGCAGCACGACGCAGUACGGCAACGUGCCCUGGUACAGCGAGGCCUGCUCCUCCACCCUCGCCACCACGUACAGCAGCGGCAACCAGAACGAGAAGCAGAUUGUGACGAAUGACCUCAGACAGAAGUGCACCGAGUUGCACACUGGGACGUCAGCCUCGGCACCCCUGGCUGCUGGCAUCAUUGCCCUUGCCCUGGAAGCCAACAAGAACCUGACCUGGCGGGACAUGCAGCCACUGGUGGUGCAGACCUCAAAGCCAGCUCAUCUCAAUGCCAAUGACUGGGUCACCACGGUGUUGGUCGCAAAGUCCGCCUACUCUACGGUCUGCGGGAUGCUGGGGCCCAUGGUGAGCCUGGCCAAGAACUGGACCACAGUGGGACCUCAGAAGUGCGUCAUCGACAUCCUCGCAGAGCCCAGGGACAUUGGGAAGCGCCUGGAGGUACGGCGGAAGGUGGACGCCUGCUUGGGGAAAGCCAACUACAUCAGCCGGUUGGAACACGCGCAGGCCAGGCUGACGCUGUCCUACAACCGGCGGGGGGACCUGGCCAUCCACCUGGAGCCCAUGGGCACUCGCUCCACCCUCCUGGCUGCAAGGCCCCACGACUUCUCGGCCGAUGGCUUCAAUGACUGGGCCUUCAUGACGACACACUCGUGGGAUGAGGACCCCUCUGGAGAGUGGGUGCUGGAGAUUGAGAACACCAGUGGCAACAACUAUGGCACGAUGACCAAGUUCACACUUGUGCUGUAUGGGACGGCCACCGACUCCCCCAGCCUCUCCAACCAGCUGGAGAGCAGUGGCUGCAAGACCCUCACCCCCAGCCAGACCUGUGUGGUCUGUGAGGAGGGGUACUACCUGCACCAGAAGAGCUGCCUGAAGCACUGCCCUCCUGGCUUUGCGCCCGGUGUCCAGAGCACGCACUACAAUUUGGAGAACAGCGUGGAGCCCAUCGCGCCCCAUCUCUGCCUGCCCUGCCACCCCUCCUGCGCCACCUGUGUGGGACCCGGCCCCAACCAGUGCCUCACCUGCCCUGCACACUCCCACUUCAGCAGCCUGGACCUCUCCUUCCACCAGACACAAAGCAGCCGUGUCCCUGCCCUGGCAGAUGGUGAGGGGCCGGCUGAGGCCCCCUCUCCAGUCAACCUCCCUGUCCUCAUCGCCAGCCUCAGCUGCGUCCUCAUUGUUGUCAUCUUUGUCACCAUUUUCCUGGUGCUGCAGGCACGGUCAGGCUUCAGCCUGCGGGGCGUGAAGGUCUAUGCCCUGGACAGUGGGAUCAUCUCCUACAAGGGGCUCCCCUCCGACAUCUGGCAGGAGGAGGGCCCCUCCGAAUCGGACGGUGAGGAUUACGGCCACAGUGAGAGGACUGCCUUCAUCAGAGACCAAAGUGCCCUUUGAUGAGCCCUCCUGCCCUCCGUCCUCCCUGCCCAGCACCACGUGGCCGGGGCAGGUGAGGCCGAGGGGCCCAGACUCUGCCCCUGUCCCCUUCCUGCACUCCAGCUAACCCGGGCUCCCACCCACUGGCACUGUUCCCUCUGCCCCAGCCUGGGUGGCCUGGCACGGCCUUGCUGGCACCAUCUCCAGCACGGCACUGUCCCAGUCUUUGCACCAUCUCUCCCGGCCCCGCAUCGAUUCUGUGCCACAUGCUGGGGUGUUUGGUGGCUGUGGGGCCCCUGCCCCUGUGCUGGCAGCUGUGUCUCCUACCCUGGGCGGGCAGCUGCUGCUUGGGGUCCCUUGAGUCCUUCAGGGUAGGCAGCAUGUGGGGUCUCUCGAUUGCCAUGGCUCAGGGUGUGGGCUGGCUGGGGCAGGGGUGCUCUGCCCCCCCAGGGCUAAGCAAGCCCAUGCAUGGUGUCCCCCUGUCCCUGCCACCCUUGCAUGACAGGCUGCGGCCUGGCUUGGUUCAUUGUGUUCUGGCUCCCUGCCACCCGGCUGGAACCUGUCCGCCUCCACCGGUGCCCUUCAACAGCAAUAAUGGCCAGGCCUCGGCUGCUGCUGCCGGUCUUGCCCACUCUCUGCCCAUCCCACCAGGCUACCUGCAGUGGCAGGAGCCCUGGCACCGGGGAGUGUGGGGCCAGGCACGCCUUCCCUGUGCCUGCGGUGAGCCCACAGCCUGGGCAGGGACCCCUCGCACAGACCCUGAUCUGGGGGGCUGCCCCAGGCCCUCGUGUUCUGCCCUCAGGCAGCGCUGGUGCCAGCACUGCCCCAGCUCUGCCUGCACCGACCACCUGUGCCAGGCAGUGCCUGGCGUCCCUGCAGCCCCAGCCCCCCUGAUGUGCCUUGCCCCCAUUUGGUGACAAUCCGUUCUGCUCCCCCCGGAGCCCCUUCCCUCGCUGCCCCUUCCCCGCGGGCUGGGGGCUGGUGCCGGCGAGCCCCUUUGCCGUCCGCCGCCACACACUGGGGCCGUGGCAUGGGCUCCCACCCGCGCCAGCCACGGAUGGAGCCACUGGCUGGGGGCCACAGGACUAUUUUUCUAUAACAACUUUUUGGUGCACAGUAAUUUUUUCUUGUAAUUUAAUCAGCCAGGAGCUGCCUCCUGAGCCUGUUUUUAAUUAAUGGAUGUGGAUAUAACGCUAUGAGAGACUGAGUUAUUAAAUGUUCAGAACUAUGCAAACCA